AUGCCGGAUAAUCCCUUAUUCUAUGGUGUUCUUGUAAAUCGAGAUAACGAAGAAGAAAUCCCGCGUCUAACAAAUAGUAUUAUACUGUCGCUAUUUGAAGCCUGUCCCUUUUUUCGAGGACCGAUGAUAGAUGAAGAAUAUCGUGCUGUUGUCGGAUGUUGGGAAUCAUAUAAACCACUUGACGGAUUGACGAUUAUAAAUCCAGAUUUACGUGAAAACAGGUCCGGGAUUAAUCGUCAGGUAGCGAAUGGACUUUCGAAUUUCUUGGCAGAAAUUGAAGAAUUGCGUAGGGCUGGAGCGGAUUUCUAUUCUGAUGACGAAAUAAUAAAUUUUCAACGAUAUAUGCACCAUAAAUUUACAGAUAACGUUAAUGCAGACAGAGAGUACUGGAUUCCCGCAAAAUUUACGUUUGAUGUGUUAGUGCAACCCAUUAUUGACGGAAUAUUUUACGAGAGUUCACAAGGACGUGUAGACGAUCGACUGAAGGAUUGUAUUAGUGUUGCGCUUAAACCGCAAUCAGUAGAUACGAAAUUGCAUUUUCUUGGGGUCUAUGAUGUUCUGAUAAAAAAUGAUGGGGAGAAAGUUACGAUUUCUGCACCUAUAUUUCGGAACCUUUAA
Gregarina niphandrodes is the source of this 618-nucleotide messenger RNA. RefSeq lists its product as hypothetical. The coding region runs from base 1 to 618 and encodes 205 amino acids. The record is from RefSeq and is a predicted model, not a curated record. Lineage: Eukaryota; Apicomplexa; Conoidasida; Eugregarinorida; Gregarinidae. The transcript has a single exon.